Metschnikowia bicuspidata var. bicuspidata NRRL YB-4993 is the source of this 1056-nucleotide messenger RNA. RefSeq lists its product as uncharacterized. Gene Ontology annotation, biological process: cytoplasmic translation. The record is from RefSeq and is a predicted model, not a curated record. Gene Ontology annotation, molecular function: mRNA binding; metal ion binding. Bases 1 to 1056 code for a protein of 351 amino acids. Lineage: Eukaryota; Fungi; Ascomycota; Pichiomycetes; Serinales; Metschnikowiaceae. Gene Ontology annotation, cellular component: cytosol. The transcript has a single exon.
AUGCCCCCUAAAAAGCAACAAGGACCAGACAAAGCCAAGGCUACGGCCAAAUCCAAGGCUGCCGAAGACAAAGGAUUCGGAAUGAAGAACAAAAAUAAGUCGAAGAGAGUCCAGAGUCAAAUUCAUCAAAUGAAAGAUGGAGCAGACGGAGGAAUGGCCAAGAAGAGGGAAGCCGAGCAAAAAAGAAAAGCAGAGGAAAAGAAGGCGGCCGAACAAGCCAAGGUUGAGGCCGCUAAAUUGUUUGGUAUACAACAACAAAAAGUUCCUUUUGGUGUCGAUCCAAAAUCCAUUCUAUGCGAAUUUUUCAGGCAGGGUGUGUGUACCAAAGGCCCCAAAUGUAAAUUUUCUCACGACCCUAACGUCGGCAGAAAGGAUGCUAAGAAGGACUUGUAUACCGAUGCCAGAGCAGAGAAGGAGGAGGAUACUAUGGACAACUGGGAUGAGGAGAAGUUGAGGAAAGUGAUUAUGUCGAAGCACGGUAACCCAAAGACGACUACAGAGAAGGUCUGUAAAUUCUUUAUUGAAGCUGUUGAAAAUGACAAGUAUGGUUGGUUUUGGACGUGUCCUAAUGGCGGAAACGAAUGUAUGUACAGACACUCGUUGCCUCCUGGUUUCGUUUUGAAAACCAAGGAACAGAAGAGACUAGAAAGGUUGGCCAAGGAUUCAGAACCUCAAAUCACAUUGGAGGAGUUCAUUGAGUUGGAAAGAGGCAGAUUAGACAAGAGCCUGUUCACACCAAUCACUUUGAAGACAUUCAAAGAAUGGAAGUUGAAGCAACAAGCCAAGAAGGAAGAAGAAAAGAAGAAGGAUCAACAAUCUGGAAAGAGACCAUUGACCGGUAAAGAGAUAUUGGUCAAGAAAUAUGCUGACAAGUUCUACAAAGAGGAAGACAGCGAACAGGGAGACGAGAUGGACUUGUCUGAGUUCAGAAAAGCCUUGCCCGAAGGAGAGCAACCACAGUUCAAGGACUACGGUGAUGGUCCUCUGUAUGAUGCUUUCGGUGAUGAGGGGACAAGUGGAAACGACGGUACGACACUGGCAGUCGCAAGUGCAUGA